This is a messenger RNA of Fonsecaea erecta, 1539 nucleotides long. RefSeq lists its product as hypothetical. Gene Ontology annotation, molecular function: heme binding; monooxygenase activity; oxidoreductase activity, acting on paired donors, with incorporation or reduction of molecular oxygen. The record is from RefSeq and is a predicted model, not a curated record. The transcript has 6 exons. Lineage: Eukaryota; Fungi; Ascomycota; Eurotiomycetes; Chaetothyriales; Herpotrichiellaceae. The coding region runs from base 1 to 1539 and encodes 512 amino acids.
AUGCUUGACCUCCUAGUUCUGUCUUUCGUUGCUGCUGGCGUGAUCUGGUUUCUCGCGACACCUUUGCGGACAGGACUAUGGCGCUUUCCGGGACCAUGGUGGCGUCGCUACACGGACCUAUUCCAAGUGCUCGACACAUACCACGAGCGGACACGCCUGACUAUUGUGCGCCUGCACGAGGAGUAUGGCCCCGUGGUCCUUGUUGGUCCCCGAACCCUCCUUUUCUCGGACCCGGCCAUGAUUGAACAAGUCUACGGCAACAGGUCACCACUUCCCAAAAGCCAUCAUUUUAAACCAUUACGACAUGAGCUCAAUGGAGUCGUAUAUCCGAACAUCUUGGCCAUGGAGAGCCCCAAAGACCAUGCAACCAUUAAACGGCCGAUUGCUGGCAUUUAUUCCAUGUCCAACGUCACCAAAUCGGAGCGCUUCAUCGACGAGUGCAUCCUUCAGUUUGUCUACCAGCUCGACAAGGAGUUCAUAGCCACCGGAAAGUCGCUGCCCGUUUAUCAAUGGGCGCACUUCUUCGCAUACGACACAAUCAUGAAGAUUACCGCAUCUGUCGACUUCGGGCUCAUCCGAGGCGAAGCUGAUCGAGAGGGCAUGUUCAAAGGAUUGCACGAGGCUCAGAAAUUCCGAUCCAUGGGCGUGUGCAUGCCUUGGAUAUUCGCACUUUUUAAGAGAACCCCCCUGGCUCAGGUCAUGAUCAAACGCAUGGGUUCCUUCCCACGGCGAGCACGCGAGCUCAUCCAGAACAGGAGGGCGCAGGGACGGACGACAACGAAGCGCAACGACCGCGAGGAUCUCCUCGACCAGCUCCUGGAGACGAAAGAAAAGUUCCCCCAGACUGUCGACGAACUGGUCCUGCACGGCUACGCCACGACACCCCUCUUCGCCGGUGGUGAAUCAGUCGCGGCCAUCGUCACCGCCGUGGUCUACUUCCUCGGCAAACAGCCUGCCAUCGCCGCCAAACUGCACAUUGAGCUGCAAUCCUCCGGUCUCCAGAUGCCGCCCCUCUGGGUGGAGGUGCAAAAAAUGACUUACCUCGACGCCGUCAUUCACGAGACGUUCCGCUGUUUCCCCCUCGGCGCAGCACUCUCCCGCCGCGCAAUUCCGCCCGGUCGUGAGUUUGUCCUUGACGAUGGACGCCGCGUGCCGGCCGGGACGGCGGUUGCGAUAUUAGGCGGUGCGACUCAUUUCAACCGGGACGUAUAUGGUGAGGACGCUCAGCUGUUCCGGCCGGAGCGUUGGCUCAUGGCGCCUACGGAGAGCGCGGACGAGUACGCAGACCGGCUGCGCUGGAUGAAUAGAGCGGAUUUGACUUGGGGGGCGGGUGAUCGCGCUUGUAUGGGAAAGAACAUUGCGCGGUGUGAGAUCUAUAAGCUCGUGGCGACGCUCUACUCGAUGCUUGAUAUUCAGCUUGUAAAUCCGACGAAGGAAUGGAAGCUCAGAGAGGCUCUGGGGGUGAAACAGGAGGGUGUGGAGGCGAAGCUUUCUUUUAGACCCGGUGUGAGCCUCGACCAGCUUCGAGCCACACAGUAA